Molecule: messenger RNA, 1512 nt
Organism: Talaromyces rugulosus
Lineage: Eukaryota; Fungi; Ascomycota; Eurotiomycetes; Eurotiales; Trichocomaceae
Exons: 1
Coding region: 1-1512 (503 amino acids)
Molecular function (GO): oxidoreductase activity, acting on the aldehyde or oxo group of donors, NAD or NADP as acceptor
Source: RefSeq, a predicted model, not a curated record
AUGGCACCCUCAUAUGAUUCUAAAUUAGCGCUUCCCUUGUCGGACAUAUCAUCUGGCACGCCAUUUACAAUUGAAAACCCAGCAACUGGGAAGACUAUCACCGCAGUGGUUCCGGGAAGCGUGGAAACGGUUGAUCAAGCCGUUCGGUAUGCAGAGACAGUGUUUCAGAAUGACUGGCGUUGGCGUUCGCCAACACAACGAAGUCAACUUCUGUUCAGAUGUGCGGAUGCAUUGGAGGAGCACAAGGAGGAAAUCGCCGAGAUACUAACUCUGGAAAACGGAAAACCCUAUCUCGACGCCCUAAAUGGAGACGUGCUGUUCCUGUUUUCCAUAUUUCGCUACUUUGCAAGCAUCGUGGAUAAAUUGCCUGGUGAGGUGCACGACCAAGGUUCUCUGUAUACAACCGUGUUGUAUGAACCUAAAGGAGUUACUGCGGCUAUAAUUCCUUUCAACUGGCCUCCUAUCCACACUGGCGGUAAACUGGCACCUGCGCUGGCUGCCGGCAACGUGAUGAUUCUCAAGCCGUCGGAGCAAGCCCCUCUAACAGUCAUAAAAAUUGUGGAUAUUGUGAAUCAAGUGCUACCCAAGGGUGUUGUACAGAUUGUACCUGGGCUGGGGCCUGAAGUUCCACAGGCUCUCGUCAGUCAUCCACUAGUCAAAAUGGUCUCUUUCACGGGAAGCACUGCAGCCGGCCGUAAAGUUGCCGAGACUGCGGCCAAGAAACCCAUUCCAGUUGUUCUUGAACUUGGUGGGAAAAAUGCUCUCGUUGUCUUCGACGAUGCCGAUUUUGACCGAGCCGUUGGAACCGCUUUAGAGGGGGCUUUUUUCAAUAAAGGCGAAGCGUGUACGGCAACAUCUAGAAUAUUAGUUCAACGAGGCACGGUCGACCAAUUUUGUCAGAAACUGGCAGAUGGUGUACGGAGGCUCAAAGUCGGUGAUGGCAUGGACGCAUCCAUUCAUGUUGGCCCCCAGGUAACAAGGGUCCAGCAGGAAAACAGCCUUAGGUACAUAGAGCUUGCUAAAAAGACGGCUAAUAUUGCGGCACAGGCGAGUCUUCCAUCUGGAACAGAAUACGCAGGCGGAUUUUUUGUCCCGCCGACCUUGAUAACUGGGGUCACACGGGAUAUGGCCCUCGCGCAAGAGGAAAUGUUUGGACCGCUAGUGACUGUAACAGUGUUUGAUACGGAGGAAGAAGCAGUCUCCAUCGUAAACGAAUCACGAUACGGGCUGACAUGCAGUGUUUUUAGUCGUGAUAAUGAGCGUUGUCUUCGAGUUGGCAGGAAAAUAGAUGUUGGUAUGGUGUUUAUCAACAAUUAUGCCCGCGGCGUACUCGGCACACCUUUUGGAGGAAACAAAGAAUCGGGGUAUGGAAGAGAACACUGCGUAGAAACGCUGCGCUCAUGGCAAAACACGAAAUUUAUUAAGCAGCCAUCAGGACUGGGGCAUUUACCACAAUGGCGAGGCACUGCCGAUAUUUUUGGUGGAACUGGUUCUCGUGGAAUGUUUGAUUAG